Molecule: messenger RNA, 1554 nt
Organism: Symbiodinium necroappetens
Lineage: Eukaryota; Dinophyceae; Suessiales; Symbiodiniaceae
Source: the annotation of a GenBank genome assembly
AUGGAAGCCCGGCUGCCUAUCAUGCCCAACAGGGUCACCUGGUCACUCCCCCUCAUGGAAGCCCCGCUCCACAUCAUGCCGAGCUGGGGCACCCAGUCCAUCCCCCUGCCCCGGGCUCAGCUCUGUCGCCUGGGCCAAAGCACGAGCCUCAGCAUUUCAAUUUGGAUCCUGAUUCUGGUCGUGAAUUGGGGAGAAUUCAGGCGAGAAUUCAAGGAGCUCGAGAAGGAGGUUCAAGAUCUGCGAAGUGCUCCUCCCACUAGAUUUGACGAUGCGGGACAGCGGGAAGUGGAUGAGCUACAGCUUGUCGCUGGCGGGUGGAAUGAGGCUAAGCGAGAGCACGUUGAAGCAGAUGUGCGGGCUAUGUUUGAGAUCGAGAUUGUCUAUACGGAUGAGAACAUUUGGGCUAGACGCAAGGUAUGGGCUGCAGGCACCCAAGUGCUGUUUCAUGUUGACAGAGACACACGGCCUGCUCAAACGCUCAUGCUCAUUGACGCUCGCGGGAAUGAGACCGGAUGGUUUCUUAACGUUGCGCAGCUUGUCGCGAUAGCCGGUUCUCUGAACCUGGCAGUUUUCGGCGCAGUCCCUCCGCAAAUCAUGUUCCUACAAGAAGUGGGUGAUAUGAAAGAUAUUGGGUUGGGCGGACAUGAUGAACGAUUGUUUGAUAUCGCAGGUGUAGAAUUCGUUGGCUAUGUGGUAUUCAAGUGCAUGAUGCAGGUGCUCAUUGGACAUGAUCUCAACCAAGAUGCCCAUGCUGAGGUUGAUGAAUUUGAUGGCAUGAUGCAUUACCGUCAGUUUGUGAGCAGAGCAGGGGGACCGAAAGCAGCAUUGAUUUUCUGCUCUUCAGAAUUCGAGGGGCAGAGCUCUCUUUCUGGAAGAGAGACGAUCUACGUGUACAAGGACCCUCCUGAGGUGAAAGUCCUCAUUGACAGGGUGGGGAUUGGAGAGCCAUUGCACACCUUCGUAGGUGUUGAUGGAAAGACUGAGGUCUUUUGCCCCACAAUACCGUGCACACCAGUUGGCUUGCAGGUCGCCAAGCUUGAUAUUAAGGCGGCUUUUGACUCCGCGCGGAGACUCAUGAACUUGUGCUUUGGCACGUCGGUUAACAUUGCGUUGGGGGGAGUUGAGAAGACCCUGUCCAUGCAGAGAGGGAUCAUGCAAGGGUCUGCAUUUUCAGCAGACGUUUUUUCUCGCUUGAUGGACUGGGCUCUGGCAGAUUCACUUGCAGGCAUGCAAGAAUCUUUCCCUGAGUGGAGUCAGCAUAUUGGGGAGCUGCCUCACUUUCUCAUUUAUGCUGAUGAUUUGAUUGUUUUUGCGGAUUCUGAGGUAAGUCUCCAAGCUAAGAUCCACUUGUUGGUCCAUGCGCUCCAGAGGAUCGGCCUUCAGGUGAAUGCGUCAAAAUGCAAAGUCCUGAACGAGCUGGGGAGGGACGUGCCCUGGCGUCUGGUUGCCAUCCUCGGCGAUCCCCCUACGGGGGGAGGACAAGCUGACGUUCCUGGGAAUUCCGCUGGGACAUGGGGUCGGGGCGACCACUAUCAUGGCUCAUUUGUUACGUAA